Aspergillus tanneri is the source of this 1185-nucleotide messenger RNA. RefSeq lists its product as uncharacterized. The record is from RefSeq and is a predicted model, not a curated record. Bases 1 to 1185 code for a protein of 394 amino acids. The transcript is spliced from 4 exons. Lineage: Eukaryota; Fungi; Ascomycota; Eurotiomycetes; Eurotiales; Aspergillaceae.
AUGGUGUGUGGCCCCGAGGUUCUCCGCCAUUUUAAAAAUCGCGCCCAUCAAAUCCCACACGCCGAUGCUGUCCAGAUUAGCGAGAAGUUGGACCAGGCGUUGGUUGGAAUACCCGUACAACCUGAUGGUUUAUUAUGUCGGCGGGAUUCCCCGGGCUGUCAGUACAUAGGAAGAACAAUUGAGAAUAUGCGAAAGCACUGGCGCACCACCCAUGGAUGGUCCCAGUAUCCGCAUGGUGGUCGAGUAAGCCGUGACGAGCGCGUGCGUGCAGAUGCUGAGCUGCAGCGAUCCUUUAUAUCUGUGACAUGCCAGCAGAUAUUCCCAUCGCGCAAAGGAUCGCAUUAUAUUCACAUCCGCAAUCCAAAUGAGAACGACGAACCGGCGAUCCCCACAGAUGAUAUCCAGGUUGCUGUCCAGGAGCUAGAGAACGCGUGGAAGGAGGCGCAGUCCACGCCGAGUACAAUUCAGGCAUCUGAUAUUACCGACGCCAACCCAUGGCUGCGCAUGACCCGGUGGUCCGAGUAUUUAGAAGGAAUCGCACCAAAGGAUCUAACCGACAGCGUGGCGCCGCCCGAGGAAGAGCCCACAGAUCCCGUGGAGCAGGGCGUGCGCCACAUUUGGGCCGCCAUGGAGCAGGUCGUGCGCAAGAGCCAGCGCGUGGUCCAGCACAGCGGCCAGGCAAUCUGCAUUGAAGCCAUCCGAUCUGAAAAGGGUCAAACACCAUAUCGACCGUUGCAGGCCGUUUAUCGCGCGCACCCAGGCGCCACACGGAUGGACGAGUCCCCGUACGGGAUGACAGCACGGCAGCGCAAGAAAUGGCGGCAGUUAUGGCACCUCGCCACUACCCACCGGGAUAUUCCCGGCGAGCCGCAGGACGACGACGCAGCGUGGCGCAUGACCCCGAUCGAAGGCGCGUGUUUGGAGUUUUGCAUCGAGUUGCUAAACCAAAAGCAGCGUAGCCAUGAGUACGAGAGCGUGCUUAAAGCGCUUUGGUUGGAUCCGAAUCCCGAGGAGAUUAUCGCGGUGUGGCAGAAGAAGAGUAACUGCGCGCAGUGGGUGCUCGCCAGCGCCGACGACGAGCUGGAGGAUAUUUAUUCGGACGAGGGAUAUUACAGUCAACCAGAGCAAGGCAUCCCAUCAUCGCCCCCACAUCGCCCAUUACCAGCAGUAAUCCCCAACCGAUAG